Messenger RNA from Falco peregrinus (peregrine falcon), 13933 nucleotides. It is a transcript of the gene CMYA5, whose product is annotated as cardiomyopathy associated 5. The record is from RefSeq and is a predicted model, not a curated record. Lineage: Eukaryota; Metazoa; Chordata; Aves; Falconiformes; Falconidae. The transcript is spliced from 13 exons. The coding region runs from base 80 to 13321 and encodes 4413 amino acids. Gene Ontology annotation, molecular function: protein binding.
UGACAGUUGCUUCAGGCAACCCUGGGGAGGACAGGGUCGGGGGUAAAAAUCACCGGCGAGGGCCUGAGCUAGAAGGGGCAUGGAGGGGAAUCGCAGUGCCGAGUGCGACAGGGCGUCUGAGACCUCAUCCUUCGUAGAGGAUGAUGAAGAAGAAGAGGAAGAAGAGGAGGAGGAGGAGGACGAGGACGAGGAAGAUGUAGACCCAGAGGAAGCAGAGGAGCUGACUAACAGUUUAAAAGAUGUUAUCCAAAAUGAAGAUGUGAAACCCAAGCUGCAGUACAUCAUGACUAACCCUUCCUUUUCUAUGGUAACAGUUCAAAGUGAAGACAGUGGGAUAACCUGGGAAACUAGCUCAAGCAGAUGUUCUACUCCCUGGGCCUCAGAAACUAGUAUGACUUCUGACCUUUACAGUAUGGAAAGUUCACCGGUAGGUUCUCCUCCAGGAAAAGUUAUCUUUAUUAUGGAUGAAGGUAAGAUUGUUCGGAAAAGGAAGCGCAAAUCUUCAAAUAGGGUGCCAAUGGCUACAAGACUGAAGGGAGGCCUGGGCAGUAAAAAACGUGACUCUUCUGGAAGGCAGAGGCAGGAACCAAGAACUGUCCUAGGAGAUGUGCAGGCAACAGUGUUAAAUGUUGAACAGAUGGAAGUACAAGACACAGAUGAGGAAAUGUUGGAUGACGAAGAAGAUCUAGAGAACAUUGCAGAAGAGCCAGUAAAACGUGCUCCGAUAAGGUCAAUAUUUAGAGAGAGCAGACUGAGAAAAGUAGGGCCGAUCCUUGGAGGACCAGUACAAGCUAGAAUCCAGCUGUUCAACUCAAUUUUUGGAGGGACUGAGCCAGCCCCUGAAACAUCGGAGAAAACCAGAAUUCAGAGAAGUAACUCAGUUUCAGGGGAUUCUGAACAGUUCCUUGAAACAUCAGUAAAAGAAAGAUUGCAGAUGUUCAGUUCACUUUCAGAAGCAACACAUCCAAAGCCUUUCCAGACAGCAAGAAGUAGAAAUCUUCAAACACCAUCAGAGAGAAGAAGGGAGCAAAGACAACAAUCCACAGCACAAGCAAAUCAAAGCUAUUCUUCACCAACAAGACCUCUUGAAAACUGGCUUACUAAUAAAGGUGGUAUUUCAUCUGAAAAUAUUAAACCCAUUAAAACGAAAGAUAAACCAAGCAGAUUUUCACACUUUGGUGCAGAAACAACUCUUCAGCAUGAAGAAAGAAAAGACAGACAAUCCUUUUUGGAGGCUCCAGAUCAGGUACCAGGACACUCACUGAAGUCCUGCCCUCCUGAAGAAGGCAGGAAACAGCAAAGUUAUUCACCUGCAGACAAAAUGUUAAUAACAGAGCAAACAACCUCUGUUUCAUUAGAGUCUGAUGAUAAAUCAGAGAAACAAGCACCACUGCUCUCAGCUGAAAAUGCAAACAAGAAAACAGACCAAUCCCUGCUGACAGCAUCAGAUCAUCUGGAAGAACCAGAGGAGCAGGAAAUUCAGCCCAGUGCUGCAUCACAGUCUGUUUCAGCAGAUCUUGUUAAUGAGUUAGAAAGACAAGGUACCCAAAGUACUUUGCCUAUAGCAUCCAUGUCGGAUCAUCCUGGGAGGGAAGCACAGAAGUCAGCUGUUCAGUCUUACUUACCUAGUGCUCCAUCAGCUAAAUCCAAAUAUUCCACUCUUUCUGAAACAAGGCAGGAGGAUAUUAUUCCUCAGUCAUCAGGAACUGCACAGGCUGAGUCUGAAUAUAUGCUUUUACCACACUCUGAAGAUGAAACAGAGAAGCAAGAAACUGAAUGUCAGCCACCAGUAACUGCACUGCCAGAAAGUGAGCCUUCAGGUCUGUUGUAUUCUUCCAAAAAAAAAGAGGAUCAAAAGAUCCCACCACUUGAAAUCCAAAAUGUUCACUUAGAGAAGCAAACAAAGUCCAAACAAGACUUUUCCUCCUCCCUUCAGGAAACAGAGGAGCAAGGGAUUGCACUAAAUACACCUAUUUCUGAAAAAAUAGAUUCUAAAUAUCUUGGAGUUUCAUACCCUACCCACACAGAAACAGAAGAAACUGAGAAAACUCCAGCUACAAAUAAAGCAGUAGAUUUGGAUCACCCUGAUUUUCCCAUUGAAACAAACGAACAAGCAGAGGGUGUGCAAAUGGAGAUGGAGCAUCCAGAUUUCUCAUAUCCCAGCAAAGAAAUCAGAGAAUCAGAGAGAACACAGAUGGAAACAGAGCAUCUGGGCUUCUCUUUUUCCAAGGAAGAAACAGAGGAAUUGGAGGGUGCACAAAUCGAGAUGGAGCAUCCAGACUUUUCUUUUUCCAGGGAAGAAAUGGAGGAACCCAAAAGUGCACAACUGGAGAUGGAACAUCCAGCUUUCUCUUAUGCCAGGGAAGAAAUGGAAGAAUUGGAGAGUGCACAAUUGGAGACCAAGCAUACAGAUUUCUUAUAUUCCAGAGAAGAAGCAGUGGAAUCGGAGAGUGCAGAACUGGAGGCAGAAUAUCCAGAAUUGCUUUUUUCUAUGAAAGAAACAGAGGAACUGGAAAGUGCUCAACUGGAGACAAAGUGGUCCGAUUUCUCAUAUUCCAUAAAAGAAACAGAGGAAUCAGAAAGUUCACAACUUGAGAAAGAGCGUCCAGACUUUUUUCCCAAGAAAGAAACAGAAGAAUCAGAAAGUGUACAGCUGAAGAUGGAGCACCCAGAUUUCUCAUAUUCUGGAGAAGAAAUGGUGGAAUCAGAGAGUGCACAGCUGCAGACAGAGUAUCCAGACUUUUCUUUUUCCAGGGAAGAAAUGGAGGAAUCAGAAAGUGUACAGCUGGAGACAGAGCAUCCAGAUUUCUCAUAUUCCAGAGAAGAAAUGGUGGAAUCAGAGAGUGCACAGCUGGAGACAGAGUAUCCAGACUUUUCUUUUUCCAGGGAAGAAGUGGAAGGUGCACAGCUGGAAAUGGAACAUGAAGGGUUUUCACUUUCCAGGGAAGAAACAAAAAAACAAACACGUGUUCCUUUUGAACUGGAACAACCAGAGUCUUAUUCCCCUGAAGAAGCAGAGCAAGAAAAAACAGCACCGCUUGCACCAGUACCGUCAGAUUUAUCGUGUUUGAUGGAAAAAGCAGAGAAAGAAAACACCACUGAAUUCCAAUGGUCAGUACAUCCAGAUAUAUUUGAUUCCAUGAGAAGAGCUGAAACAGAGCAAACUGGAUAUCAGGAAACAGCACAUUCAGAUUUACUCUAUAACAUGAAUAAAACAAAGCAGCAAAAAUUGGCACAAACAGAUUUGGACAAUUCUCUUAUGUCAGAUUUUAGUGACAAAGGACAACAGCUGCAGCCUGUACAGCAGCAUUCACAACCUGGAGACAAGUUGUAUUCCUGUCCCAAGGGAGUACAAGGAGAAACUACUCCACUGCAGUCAGAGCAUCCAGUUUUGUCAUAUUCUACUGGAGAAGAACAGCAACAUAAAUUCUCACAGCUGAGGGCAGAACAGCCAGAGACAUUGAAUCGCACUGGCAAAACAGAGCAACAGAAAGUAUUGCAACCAAAGCUGGAACAAGCAGAUUCACCAUAUUCCCAGGGAGAAACAGCACAAGAAGCUGUACAAGGAGACUUAGAAGGUCCAGAGCCAUCAUGUUUCGUUAGUGAGGCAGAGCAACGUGAAAAUGUACAACCAGCUUCAGAAAAUAGGGAUUUCUCAUUUACCACUGGAGAAGUAAUGCAAAAAGGAGUGGAGUCAGGAUCUUUAGGGUCCCUACAUUUGAUUGACAGAGCAAAGCCCUGGGAAAUGUCACAAACAGAGCAAGAGCAGUCACUUGACUCCUGUUCCGCUGCUGGUAGUCAUCAACAAGAAGCACCACCACUGGAUAUGGUGCAGCCAGAUAGAUCAUAUUCUUUUGGCAGAAUGGAACAACAAGAUAUAGUAGAAAGAGAGAUGGAACAGCAGGAAACAGCCCAACAAAAAGCUAAGCAAACGGGAAUGGUGUGUUCAGAUUUGUCAGAAACCUGGGAGAAAGAAGAGCCACUGGUCACAGACCAAAUUAAUUUGGUACAUCAAGAAAUAGCUCAGCCAGAGCUGGUGCAUCCGUCUUUGCCGUAUUCUUUCAGUGAACAAAUGCAAGAAGAAAUGCAAACAGAGCCAGCAUAUCCAGAACAGACAUUUUAUGUAAGUACAGAAAUGCAGGAGGAAAUGACACACCGCAAAUCAGAACAAGCAUUUCUUUCAUGUUUUACUAGCAAAACAGAACAACAAGAAAUAAUACACCCAAAACAGGAGCAAAUAUUUUUACCAUCUUCCACUGGAAAAGAAGCUCCACUGGAAAAGGAAAUGAGUUCAGAAUAUCCAGAUACUUCGUAUUUCCUUCAUGAAACUGAACAACAAAAAAAGAUGAAACAUCCAACCUUACCACUGAUGAAACAUCCAACCUUACCACUGACGAAACGACCAGAUUUUUCAUGUGACAGUGGUGAAACAAAACCAGGUGACAUCAUAGAGCAGGAGUCAGGACAUCCAGAGCUUUCAUACUCCAUGGGAGAAACACAACAACAAUUAGAACAUUUGGACUCAUCAGGAAACCUGGAUGAAGCAGUACAAGAUGAAAGUAUGGAAGUAGAAUCUAAAUGCCCAGAUUUAUCUGAUGUCCAAAGAAACCAGCAACAAACUUCACAAUUAGAUUCAAAAUAUCCAGAUUCAUCAUUUACGUUUGGUAAAGCCAAAGAACAAGCAACUCAAGACUUUGAAUCUAAAUAUCAAGAAUUGCCUAAAGUGGCCCAAAAAAGACCUUCUGCAGCACAAAUAGAGUCAAAACAUCCAGAUUUGACAUAUUGCCCUGGCAAAGCAAAUGAGCCGGAAACUGCAACAUGGGAAAUGAAACAUCCUGAUUUGUCACAUUCCACUGAGACAAACUACCAAGAAGUGGUAGUGUUGGAUAAGAAACACAGAAAAGUUUCUGUUGGCAGAGAAAAUCAGCAGCAAACCACAAAACAGCAGAUAGAGCAAGAAAAGUUAUCACUUUCUCCUGGUAAGACAGAGCAAUUUAAACAUGCCCAGGAGGACUUGGAACAACCAGAUUUAUCAUUUUCCUUUCACAGGCCAGAUGAUGAAAUGGCACCACCAGAGGCAGAGCACACUGAUGUGAUAUAUCCUCUGGAGAACACAGAGGUGCAACAAAGAGUGCAACAAGAAACAGAGCAAACUUACCCCUUUGGAAAAGCAGAACAAAAAACAGUUCAGUGGGAAGUGGAAAUUCCAGAUUUGGCCCAUUCUGUGGGUAUAGCAGCAGCAGCAGAAGAAACGGCAGAACCAUGGCAGAGACAUUCUGACUUGCCUUAUUCUGAUUUGAAAGUAGGAGGACUGCAAAGUGAAAAGCUGAAACCUGAACACCCUGGCCUAGCAUGUUCCCUGGACAAAGUGCAGGAAAUGAACAAGCAGAAGUUGGAACAGUCAGGUGCCUUGGAUGUUCAUGACAAAACAGAGCAAAUCCCACCUGCCCAGCUGGAGCUGGGCCACGCACACGUGGCAUCCCCUGCCAACAAAGUGGGGCAGCGAGGAAUGCAGCACUCAGCCUCAGGGUGCCCAAGUGAGGAACAGUCUGCCAGCAGAGCACGACAUCCACAAGCUGCAGAAGAGAAACUAGGAGCUCUGGAGGCAUCAUCUCAUGGUGGAAAAGCAGAGGAAAGAGAAAUGACAAAGCCAGAGCCAAAACAUCCUGAUUUGUCAUAUUCCAUUGAUAAAACACAAACAGAAGAAACCACACGACUGGUGUUAGGAAAAUCAGGUCUACCAAGUUGGCCUGGCAGAACAGAGCAAGCACAAACUGCACAAGAGGAGCAGCCAGGCUUCUUGCUUUCUUCCAAAAAAGCUGCGCAAGGUAAGAAAGCACAGCCAGGACUGGGACACUCACAGUUACCUCAUUCUGUUAGUGAAGCAGAACAAGAAGCUGCACUUGCAAAAUCAAGCUGUUCAGAUUUAACUGCUGGCAGAUCAGAACGCCGUGAAGUCAUACAACCAGAGACAGAAAUAAUGGAUUUAUCAAGUUCAACUGGUAAAACACAGCAACCUCAGAUUGCUGAAGUGGAUUUGGUUUAUCCAGAUUUAUUGCAUUCCAGUGGCAAAGUACAACAACAGGAAAAGUUUCCACCAGAGCAGGAACAACCAGGUGAUUUCUCAUCAUCUCUCAGCAAAGAAGAGCAAUGGGAAGGUGUAGGAAUGCAGACAGAACACCCUGAGCUGCAGUGCUCUAUGGGGAAAACAGAAGGAUUGCAAAAUUCACAAGCAAAAUCAGAGUAUGCAAAUUUGUCAUUCCCUGUUGACACUGCAGAAACUCGUAAAACAACACAAGCGAAAUUGAAAGAAGACAAUUUGUUGCAUAUGUCUGUUGAAACAAAGCCAUCAUGGCCUGCCCCACUGGAGUCUGAACAUCCAGAUGUCUCGGAUGCUAUGGGCAAAGUACUGCACCCUGGUGUGUCCUGUGCUUUUAGUGAAGAAAAAACAAGUGCACAUCUGGAGGUCAAACAGGAGAGGGGAAGCUAUACAUUACACCCAGAGGAAAUAGUACACCUGAAACUGGAGCAGACAAUGUUUUCAAGUUCUCAUGGCACAGCAGAGCAACCACAUAGGGCCACACUGGAAGGGGAAUUCCCAGAUUUCCUCUAUUCCUCUGGCAAAAAAGAGCAACAAGAAAUGGCAAAACUAGAGUCAGAACAUUCAGAUUUAUCAUACUCCACUGAUGAGACACAACAACAAGAAACCACAAAACUUGGGUUAGGACUACCAGAAUUAUCUUGUCCUGAGGAGACAGAGCAACCACAAAUUGCUCAAGUGGAAGCAGAGCAUCAGGAUUUACUGCAUUUCACUGGCAAAAGAGCAUGGCGAGGAACAGCACAACCAGAGGUUGAGCAGCCAGAUUCAUCGUAUUCCAGUGACCAAGCAGGGCAGCCACUAGCUACACAACGGAUAUCAAAGCAGCCUGUAACACCCUAUCCCAUUGGAAAAACAGAGCAACAAGGAAGGGCACGUCCAGAACGCGAACUUCCUGGUUUAUCUUAUGCCAUUUGCAAAACACUAUCACAAGAAGCAACACAAAUGGACUUAGGGGUACAAGAUUUAACGUAUGCCCUUGGUAAAACAGAUGAAAUGCAAACUGCGCAAGGUGGACUGGAACAUACAGGUUCAUUGUAUUCUUCUGACAAAAGAGAAGAAGAAAUGACGUUGCCAGCAUUGCAACAUCUGCAGCUGUCUUAUCCUGUUAGAGAAGUAGAGGAGGAAACUAUUUAUCAGAAAUCAAACUAUCCAGAUUUGUCAUAUUCUAUUGUUCAACAAAAGCACCAUGAAACUGAGCAACCAGAGGUGGAAGAAAUGGACUUAUCCUAUCCAACUGGCAAAUCAGAGCACUCACAACCUGCCCAAGACUUACUGCAACAGCCAGAGCUUAAGGAGUCCUUCAGCCAACUGGAGGAAAAAAGAAUGGCUCAGCCUGGCUUUUUGCACUCCAUUGGUGAAGAAAAGCAGAAACCAGCUUCACAAUUAGAAUUAGUGCAGCCAGGUUUAUCACAUUUGCUUGGUGAAAGAGAAAAACAGGAAAUGGCACGAGCAAGGUUCAUGCCUUCUGAUUUUUCAUAUUCCACAGGAAAAUCAGAGCAGUUGCAACCAGAACAGCUAAAAUCAAAACAUCUAGAUUUGUCUUAUUCUCUUGGCAAAGCACAGACUCAUGGAAUGAAGCCACCAGAUUUAUUGUAUUCCUAUGGCAAAGCAGAGCAGUCACAAACUGCCCAGCUGGAGCAUCUGCAGACAUUGCCUUUCACAGGUGAAACGGAGCGGGGGGAUGGGGCCCAAGCUGAACAGCAGUGCAUCAAUUUGCAGUCCUCCGUUGUUGAAACAGAGCAACCAGAAACACCUUCUGUAUCACAUACCUUUGGCAGGCCUGAGGAGCAGGGAACCACACAACUGGACUUUGAGCAAUCAGAUUUAUUAAUUCCUACUGACAAAGCAGAAAAGCAUGAUUUGGCCCUGCUGAGAGCAGGACGUUCAGAGAAGCGAGGCAGUGGGGCUACUUCAUCUCCAAUUGCUCAGAUGGAAACUGAACAACAAGAAUUAUCCUUUUCCACUGAGGAAGCAGAGAGUCAAAAAAUUCAACCAUAUUCCUCUCCUACUGAACAAACACUGUCUGUACCUGUGGGUGUUUCACAUUCUGUCUCUGAAACAAAAUCAGAAAGAGGUCCAAAGUCUCCACCUGUAACUGGAAGCCUGUUGCCCAAGCACUUAGAGUUAUCAGAGCAGUCAGAAACUUCCCAAUCUGAGUCAGGUUUCUUAGCAAGAAAAGAAGCAGAGAAUAAAAAAAGUCAUAUACAUUUGCCUGUGGCUGCACAGUCAGAGGCUGAACACAUAAUUUUACCUGAAACAGAGAGAGAACAGACUCCACAGUACUUCCACACAGCUAUACAAUUAGAAUCUGAACAAUUAAAUUUAUCAUAUUCUACAGAUAAAGCAGAAACUCUAGAAAGUCAAGAUUAUUUAUCUUUACCUUCAAAAACAGAGUUUGAAUCUUCAGUUCCAUUUUAUUCAGCUGAUGAAACAUGUCAGCAAGAAAUUCCACCUUAUUCAAAACCAGCCUCUGAGUAUUUGGUUCCCACAUUGUCCCUUGCUGAACAAGAAAAGCAAAGCAUGCAGGCUCAGUCUACACAAUCAGAGUGUAAACAUGUAAUUCCACCACAUGAUGAAAAAGAAUUGCAAAAAAUUCAGCUCCCUUCACCUAAAACAACAAGCUUGAAGACAGUGCAGUUAGAGAGUGUGUCUCUAAUGCAUACACAAGACCAAGACAAGCAAGAAUCUCAAGAUCAUUUGUUGGACACAAAAUAUUUGUCAUCAGAGCAGAGAAGAAAUCCCUCCAGAUUCACUACUGAGCAGGAUAACCAAGAAAUGCAACCUGAUGUGGGGACCAUGCCAAGGUCAGUGACCACAGAGUCAAAGAUGACUGCUGUAGCAGGCCAGCAAGCAGUGUCAUCAGAUUCAUUUUUACCUUUUCAUACAUUACCUGAACAGCCAGUAUCAGUGGCUUUCAUUGACAAUGAAGAGAAACAAAAUAUACCUUCAUCUUUGUCCGACAUAGUAGGCAUGUUUGGAAAGCAAUCUAACAUCGUUUCAGGCAUUUAUUUUAAAGGAGAGGAUAGGUGCAAAACGCAACAAGAUUUUGCAGAUCAAAACCAUACGUCCUUAGAGUCUGUGGGAGCUGUUUCAUCAGAUGUUGUUUAUGAAACUGUGACACACAAAACUCAGCAUCAUUCCAGUGAACAGGGCAGCCUUUCUUCAGCAGAGAUGAAGUCUGUUAUCUCUAGUUCUGAUCAAGAGGAGAAUCCAGAUAUUCCAUCUCUUGCGCUAGCCAGCUGGCUGACAGAAGAGGUGGAAGCUCGCUCAAUUAGUCCAAUAAGAGCUGCAGAAGCAAGCAGGCAAGGAGUUCAGCUUUCUGCAAGUGAAGCUUCUGAUUUUGGAUCGAAACAAUUCCCAGCUGGAAGCUUCACAGAACUUGCAGUUCAUGGUGCUACAAAAAAUAAAGAUCAUAUGUUUAGAGCUUCUGAUUCAGUGUCAAGUAAAAUUUCCCACGAGAUGUCCUCAGACUCCAGAAACAGAACACAAAGGUAUAAUUUACCAGCUCUGGUAGGAGAUAAUCCAGGUCCAGACAAAGUUUCAGAGCAUGAAACCAGCAGUGGAAAUCCUCAAAAAAUGGAAGCAACACAACAUCCAGAGGUAGACAAUGUGUCUGAAGUACCUGAACAUUACCUGAGAGGAGAAGAGGAAGAAAUGGAACAUGCGAGCGCUGUAGAAGGCACUCAGCAUGCUCCAGAGACUACUGAACAAAAAGAUAUAUUUAAUAUAAUAUCAGAAGGUUAUGAAAUACUCAAUAUUCAUGCUUCUACACAUAUUUUUUCUGUUGAUGAAGAAGAAAGUAAACACAUGGUAGAUAAACUAGAAUACUUGGAAACAAAUCCUUCAUAUAAAAGAAAAUCAGCUGAUGAUGGCCAUAGAGCCCUAGCUUCUGGAACAAUCACAGAAAUUUCAGAAAGCUCAUUGUUGGGAAAGCCUGCGAGUGAUGAACUAAAAGAAUUGAUCAAAAAUGAUGAUGUUGAGGAAACUGGAGAAACACAACAAGAAAAUCCUGUUUUGCCAGAAAAUGAUAAUAAUGUGGUGUUGGAUCCUAAUAAUGGUAUGGCCGAUAUGGAUUAUUUUGAAAAAUAUACAUUGAUUGAUGACAAAUCCCCAGUUAAGCCACAUUUUGAAAGACCAAGUUCAUUGUUUUCUGUGACAGAAGUUCCCCACGAACCUGUGGAAGAAGCCACAACUUUUAAAGAAAGCACCGAGGCAGAUACUUUGGAAGAGGAAUUCUCCUUACUUGAGGAUCUGGAUGAAGUCUUUUAUGGUACUGUGAAAGGAGAAAGCAAAAUGCAGUCCUACGCAGAUUCUCCAAAACCUUUACCUCUGCAGAAACCAAUUGAUAUUAGCAGUAAAAAGGUUACAAAUGUAGAAGAUGAACAGAAGUCACCAGGGACCCCACUGUUUGAUUCUGAAGAAGGAGUGCUAGAACGAUCUCUAUUGUUUCCUACCACUGUUGCUGCAGUUAAUCCAGAGCUUCUAGAGGAGCCACCUGCUCUGUCAUUUUUAUACAAGGACCUCUAUGCAGAAGCAGUAGGAGAAAAAACAAAGGAUGGGACUCCCUCUGAUGAAGAAAGUGGUAAUUCUAAUGCAUCUUUUCCUAGUAGAAAUUCAGACACAGAUGAUGGAACAGGAAUGUAUUUUGAAAAAUAUAUUCUUAAAGAUGAAAUUCCAAGUAAGGCCAUAGGGCCUCAAAAGUAUCAGAUACCGGAGGAUGAGUCCUUUACUGGAGGAAUUUCAGUUCAGAGUUCACAGGACAAACAAAAGCAGGGGUCUGGUGAUCUUCAAUGUGUCAGAACUGAGGUUCUGCCAGAAAGGGGUGUUGUGGAGAGAAAAAAAGUUCAGGUUGACUGUAACAUUCAAGCAACAAUUUGUAAACCAAUGCAUGCCAUUCCUUUUGGAAGCAAAGUCAUUCCUUCAGGUGCAGCAACUGAUACCACUGAACAAAGAGAAGAAGAAAAUGUACCUGUAGAAACAACUGAGGAGUUACCAGAUCAAUCAAGUCAACAAGCCUAUAGUCAACUAGUGGAUUACCAGAGAGCUGCUUAUCAAGAAGCUGGUAAUAAGCAGGAAGAACAGCAUGACAUAACAGCCGUUCCUCAAAUGGAAAAAUAUGUCCCAUAUGUCAGAACUCCUGUUGAAGACAGUGAAGAUGAUCAGUAUACUCAGGAAAAUCUUUCCUGUAUCCCUACCAUUCAGCAAACAGAGAAGCCAGACUUGCAAAGAGAAGAGCACCACUCUGAUAUUUAUGAAGAUCUUGCUGAGUCAAUGGACUAUGAUGUAAUUACACAAGAAGAACUCUUGCAAGAUGAAAUAUCAUCUCAAUUGACACAUGAGGAGCUGUUAUUUGAAGACAGGGACUCUUUUGAGCAUGCUGGUGAUAGUUAUGAAUUUGUUAAUGAGCCAGAGCAAAGAACACCUGUUGAGCUUGAAGAUUCAGGCUUUGUGGUUAUGUAUCCUGAAAAAUCAGCAACAAACAUUCCUCAAGUUGAGAGCCCACAAAGAGAACUGAAGAAAGCACAAGCAGACACAUAUUGUUACCACUGUAAGUGCCCAAUAUCUGCUAUUGACAAGCUUUUUGGAGAACAUAAAGACCAUGAAGUCACAACACUAGAUGAUGCUGCAAACAAGAUGAAGAAUCAGUUAAAUGAAUUACUAAUAGCAGUGGAAGAAAAGUCAAUGAAGAUUGAAGAGUUUGUAGGUGAUAUUGAAUUACUAUUUAACUCUGUUGAGGAAAACUGUAAGAAAAAUGCAGAGUUAUUGGAAAAGCAAAAUGAAGACAUGCUUAAGAAAGUGGUAGCACAAUAUGAUGAGAAAUCAGAGAACUUCGAGGAAGUAAAGAAGAUGAAAAUGGAGUACCUGUAUGAGCAGAUGGUUAACUUCCAGCAAACUGUUGAUUCAGCAAAGGAAACUUUGGAGACAACAGCAAAAGAAAUGGAAGAACUUGAUGGAUUUGUUUUCCUAAAUUCAUCGAAAGAAUUCAAUAAAAGAUUACUUUCUGCGAUGGACAAUACCCUCUCUUUAGAAAAGGUGCCCAGUGCUUUUUCACUGUUUGAGCACUAUGCGGACAGUCCAGGACAAAGUAACCAGCACUCCUUAAAACAUGUGGCUGUCCCACAGACACCGACUGUCAUACCUCAGGAACCAAACUCGGCCACCAGCACCUCCAUAGCUGUCUACUGGGCUGUGAAUGAUGGGGACGCCAUUGACUGCUUCCAGGUCUACUGUAUGGAGGAGCUGCAAGCCAGCAAAGAUGCAGGGGCUUUGGUGGAAGAAUACAGAGUGACGGUGAAGGAGAGCCACUGCAUUUUGGAGGACCUGGAGCCAGAUUGUUGCUACAGUGUGUGGGUCAUGGCUGUGAAUGGCACAGGCUGUAGCCUACCCAGUGAAAAAGCCAUUUUUAAAACAGCACCCACUGUCCCCACCAUCAAGGCCGAGGACUGCACAGUGUGUUGGGACAUGGCCACUGUCCGCUGGCAUGCUGGCUCGGCGUCGGCGGAGUCCUUCAUCCUGGAGUACUGUCGACAGCACUCGCCAGAAGGAGAGGGUCUCAGAUCUUUUGCUGGUAUAAAGAGACCUGAACUGAAAGUAUCCCUGGAGCCCAAUGUGAACUAUUUCUUCUACUUGAAGGCUGUCAACCCAUUUGGGACAAGUGAACAAAGUGAAGCAGCUCUCAUCUCAACUAAAGGAACUCGGUUUCACCUGCUGAGCAACACAGCCCAUCCCGCUUUGCAAAUCUCCUCCAAUGCAACAGUGAUCUGCCUUCCUGAGAAAACGAAAUUCAUGGGGUUUCCUUCAGUCCUGGGUGAACUGCUGCCUGCUAGGGGACGUCAUUACUGGGAAAUUGUUGUCACUGCCUGCAGAAGCUACAGGAUUGGGAUUUGCUACAAGGCAGUGCCACAGAGUAGUAUCUUGGGGCUGAGUGAUACCUCCUGGUGCAUGCUGUGCUGUCCUACACAGACCAGCUUUCUCUACAGAUUUCUUCACACCGGUGUGAUGAGUGAUGUCCAUGUGACAGAACACCCAACCAGGAUUGGCAUCCUGUUGGAUUACAGUGGUGGCAGGCUGUUGUUCUUCAAUGCAGAGAGAGAACUGGUGCUGUUUGCCAUCAGGCACAAAUUCACUGAUGCUGCUCACCCAGCCUUUGCCCUGGAGAAGGCUGGGAUGCUUACCCUGUGCACGGGAAUGGAGCUGCCAGAGUUCGUAAAGAACAGCUAAUCCCCUGCUUUAUGCCACAGAAAAACUGGCAGUUGCAGUGUCAGGGGACAGGGCGAGGAAGAGGGGUGCCCGGGAGGGUUGUCUAGUCUUCACUGAUGAAUGCUAUGCACGCAGCUCUCCCCCACAUCAUCAGUAAUUGUAGUUAAUGCUCAGCCACACAGUCAUCCUGAGCCUGGAGAAAAAAUUGACUCCUUCAGGUGGAGUGUGUGUCUAGUGAUGUACACAGGAGUACUUUUGAGGGGAAAAAUAAGUUUUGUUAGAUAUGAACAUUAAGAGGGGGGGAGAUUAUUUUCCCUGUAGAAAUGAUAGUGCUAGCUGUCUUUUUAAAGUUGAUGAUGAGCCUGUGUAUGAAAUAAAUGCAUUUCUCACUGCAAUACGUGACAGCCAUCAUUUCAUCAUUUACCAGGACAGUCAAAGCCUGAAUCCAACAUGAUAUGUUUGAAAAAUGUACAAAAAUUUCAACAACUGAACAUUCUGUAGGUUAAUACAUCUUGUGUUAUUGUUUGCCAACUCUUUUUAAAUGCACAAAUUGAGAAAACUUGAAAACUUAGAAAUCUGCACAUUUGCAAAAUAAGUGAAUCCCAGACUAGUCUUCAUAUCUGUCAUGUAAAG